Molecule: messenger RNA, 5339 nt
Organism: Medicago truncatula (barrel medic)
Lineage: Eukaryota; Viridiplantae; Streptophyta; Magnoliopsida; Fabales; Fabaceae
Product: putative disease resistance protein RGA1
Exons: 4
Coding region: 1812-4865 (1017 amino acids)
Molecular function (GO): ADP binding
Source: RefSeq, a predicted model, not a curated record
AAUACAUAUGAUUGUUUGUAAAAAAAAUCAAUAUAUAUGUUUAUAGAGACUUCCAAUGUGAGUGUCCUCUCUCUUUUUUAUUUUAAAUUAAAAAAAAUCCAACAAAGCAAUAAAAAAUAAAAAUCCCUGUUUUAGUAGGAGUAUUGUUUUUAUUUUAUUUUUAAGAUUAUCACCAUUUGCUUAAAAAAAAAUUACCUAUUCCACCGUUUCUUGCCAUUCUUUCAUCAUCUCUAAAAAAACACAAACUCUCUCUCUACUUCCUUCUACAAAUCCCAGCGGCAGGACUCACUUUGUCUCUCUAGAGUUUCAGUUGGCAGUGAAAUAAGCACAAUCUUCCUCCUCUCCUUCUAAUCGUAGCUGUUUUUUCCAACUUCUGCCUCCGAUACUCCGUUCUCGAGUGCUAACAACCUCCAAUCAUCCAUUGAGCAUUGGAUCUAUGAUCCUCAUCACGAAAAAUCGUCGAUUAAGUUGGAUUAUUUUGAGCUCUGACCACGUACCCAUCAACCACCGCGCCGGAAUUGGUCGCUCGAUGGCGCCUCCGUGGGUCUUCAUUGUUGCUAGUGUUGUAUCCUCCAGUCUGUUGUUGCUGGUUGUUGAAUCCUAUAGGGUGGACAGAAAGAAGAUGGAAGAAAUUGGAUGGAUAAAGCUUUUGGUUUUUAUCAUCCAAUAUACCUGCAUAUGCAUACUCAGUUUUAGAGCAUGAAGAACCUAUAUAUUAAUAAGCAUUUGAAAUGUAUAAACAUAAGAAAUGCAUAAAAAUGGAGAAGGAUAAACACUUGCAGAUUCACUUAUCAAGUAGAGUAUGAAGAACUUUGAAAAUGGCAAAUGAAUGAGCAAUGCACAACGUGAGAAAUGAGGGAUGAGCAACAUCUAUUUAUAGCAUUUUACUUACAAAUGGUCUUAAUGUGAUUUGACAAAAAAAGUCUUUGACAAUAUCAGAUUAGGUGGUUACUUGCAUCACAAUCAAUGAAGAAUCCCAUGUGAUGAUACUAAUGCAGCCAACAUCUAUUUCCCCGUUUGAAUAUAAUAUGAUUUCACCCCUUUAAUGAAAUCAUAUUAUAUUUUUAAAAAAAACAUAAUAAAUUGUCUUUUGACCUUUAAAAAAAAACAAUUAUAGAGAGGUAAACGGCCUUCACAUCAUACCUCCAAUAUAUUCAAAUGGGGAAAAAUCCAAAAUAAAAUGGCACAAAAGUCAAUCCACCAAAACUUGAGAAUCUACAGUGGACGAUUUUUUCACGUCUUGAUAAGAGUAUGGAUAUCAUAUCUCUAUAACUCUAUAAGGAUUCAUGAUUGUUAAUAUCUAAUUUCAAUGGUUUGGAAACUAAAUUGAUGGUUAUUUGUUAAAAAGAUGUACUGCGUGGAGGCAUUAUUCUAAAUCCAUUUAAUAGUAAAUGCUUUUUGCAUAGGUCUCACAUCUUAUGUUAGUUCACCAUUGUUCUAAAUUUGUGACCCCAUGACCCAUAAUAUGUUAUCUUGUUAUAAAACUCGUGGUUCUCAUUGAAAAAUAAUAUAUUAUAUUUCGCACAUACAGUUUCUAUCAAUUAUUGCUACUGCCAGCAUGUUGCUUUUGUCUAUCAAUUAUUGCUCCUUGAAUUAUUGCUAUUGCAUAUUCUGUUUUAUUGUUAUUAUUUGUCAUAAAUAAAAUAAAAUAAAUACACAAGUUCUUGAAUAUCACUUUUCCUUUAAAAAAAUCAGACACUUUGUAAACUAUAUCAUAUCUCUUUAACUUUUGCAACGACACCCUCACAAAUUGUACUGUGUGAAUUCAAUCUAUCAAAAGCCAUUGCUCCUUAUCCACUUGAGAGAAAAAAAUGGCUGAAGGACUUCUGUUUAACAUGAUUGAUAAGCUGAUCGGGAAGCUGGGUUCUAUGGUUGUUGAAGGCUGGAACAUGAGAGAUGAUCUUCAAAAGCUGGUGGAGAAUAUGUCUGAGAUCAAGGCUGUGGUUUUGGAUGCAGAGGAGCAGCAAGGAACCAACAACCAUCAAGUUCAACUGUGGUUGGAAAAGCUGAAAGAUGCUCUUGAUGAUGCCGAUAACUUGCUUGAUGACUUCAACACCGAAGACUUGAGGCGACAAGUGAUGACCUGUAACAAGAAGGCUAAAAAGUUUCACAUCUUCUUCUCAUCAUCCAACCAGCUUCUCUUUUCUUACAAAAUGGUUCAGAUAAUUAAGGAACUUAGUAAGAGAAUUGAGGCCCUUAAUGUUGGUAAAAGAAGUUUUAACUUUACAAAUCGCACUCCUGAGCAACGAGUUUUGAAACAACGAGAAACUCACUCCUUUAUUCGUGCAGAAGAAGUUAUUGGAAGAGAGGAGGAGAAGAAAGAGUUGAUAGAGUUGUUGUUUAACACUAGCAACAAUGUGACAGAGAAUGUUUCAGUUAUUUCUAUAAUUGGAAUUGGAGGACUUGGAAAGACUGCACUUGCUCAAUUUGUAUACAAUGACAAGAAAGUGCAAGAACAUUUUGAGUUUAAAAAAUGGGUUUGUGUUUCUGAUGAUUUUGAUGUAAAAGGUAUUGCUGCAAAGAUCACAGAAUCUCAAACUAAUGUUGAGAUGGAUAAAGUUCAAUUGGAACUCCGUGAAAAAGUUGAAGGAAGAAGAUAUUUGCUUGUCUUGGAUGACAAUUGGAAUGAGGAUCGUAAUCUUUGGCUUGAAUUGAUGACACUGCUGAAAGAUGGCGCAGAAGGAAGUAAAAUAAUUAUCACCGCAAGAAGUGAGAUGGUUGCCAAGGCAAGUGGUUCUUCUUUCACCUUGUUUUUACAGGGUCUCGGUGAAAAACAAUCUUGGACAUUAUUUAGUCAAUUAGCUUUUGAGAAUGAGAGAGAACUAGAGAAUGAGGAAUUGGUGUCAAUUGGCAAGGAAAUUGUGAAGAAAUGUUCAGGGGUUCCUCUCGCCAUCAGAAGCAUUGGAAGCUUAAUGUAUUCCAUGCAGAAGGAGGAUUGGUCAACAUUCAAGAACAAAGAUCUUAUGCAAAUUGAUGAACAAGGUGAUAAAAUUUUACAGCUUAUCAAACUAAGUUAUGAUCAUCUACCAUUUCAUUUGAAAAAGUGCUUUGCUUUUUGUUCAUUGUUUCCAAAAGACUAUUUCAUUCAUAAAACAACAUUGAUUCGACUUUGGAUUGCACAAGGGUUUGUUCAGUCAUCAUCAGAUGAAAGUACAAGUUUAGAAGAUAUUGGUGAUAAGUACUUCAUGGAUUUAGUUCAUAAAUCUUUCUUUCAAAAUAUCACCAAACAUGUUUUCUAUGGUGAGAAUGAAAUGUUCCAAAUGCAUGAUAUUGUGCAUGAUCUGGCAACUUUUGUUUCAAGAGAUGACUAUCUUUUAGUUAAUAAAAAGGGGCAGCAUAUUGACAAACAACCUCGUCAUGUCUCUUUUGGCUUUCAAUUGGAUUCUUCCUGGCAAGUUCCAACUUCUCUUCUCAAUGCUUACAAAUUAAGGACAUUUCUAUUACCAAUGAAUAAUUAUCAUGAAGGUUCAAUAGAAUUGUCUGCUUGUAAUUCCAUCCUGGCAAGUUCUAGACGAUUUCGUGUGCUGAAUCUUAGCUUAAUGUAUUCAACGAAUAUUCCAUCUUGUAUUGGUAGAAUGAAACAGCUAAGGUAUCUUGAUCUUUCUUGUUGUUUUAAGGUUGAAGAGCUCCCAAGGUCUAUAACUGAAUUAGUUAACUUGGAGACUCUUUUACUCAAUAGGUGUUCUAAAUUGAGAGAGUUGCCCAAAGAUCUUUGGAAGUUGGUAAUUCUUAGACAUCUUGAGUUGGAUGAUUGUGAUAACUUAACUUCUAUGCCACUUGGAAUAGGAAAGAUGACUAAUCUUCAAACACUGACACACUUUGUGUUAGAUACAACUUCUAAAGACAGUGCUAAAACUAGUGAGCUAGGAGGAUUACAUAAUUUGAGGGGACGACUCGAGAUAAAAGGCUUGGAACAUCUGAGGCCUUGUCCAACAGAAGCUAAGCAUAUGAAUUUAAUAGGGAAGUCACAUCUUGAUUGGUUAUCAUUGAAAUGGAAUGAACAGACUGUUGGUGAUGGCAAUGAGUUUGAAAAAGAUGAUAUAAUUCUACAUGACAUUCUGCACUCCAAUAUCAAGGACUUGGAAAUAAGUGGAUUCGGUGGUGUGAAAUUGUCUAAUUCAGCCAAUUUAUAUACAAAUUUGGUUGAAUUGAAGUUAUCCGAUUGCACAAGAUUACAAUAUUUUAAACUCUCAAUGUUGCAUGUCAAACGCCUUAACAUGUAUAAUUUGCCUUGUCUGGAGUACAUAGUGAAUGAUAACAAUAGUGAUAACUCAUCAUCAUUUUGUGCGUCACUCACAUAUAUAGUUCUCUUUCAGUUAACUAAUCUUAAAGGAUGGUGUAAGUGUAGCGAAGAAGAAAUCUCAAGGGGUUGUUGUCAUCAGUUUCAGAGUCUUGAAACCUUAAUGAUUAAUGAUUGUUAUAAGCUAGUUUCAAUUCCACAACACACAUAUAUCAGGGAAGUAGAUCUUUGUAGAGUAUCUUCAGAUAUAUUACAGCAAGUAGUCAAUCAUUCCAAACUAGAGGAUCUACAGAUAGAAUCCAUACUCAAUUUGAAAUCUCUCAGUGGAGUCUUUCAACAUCUAAGUACACUGUCUGAAUUGUGUAUCGUCAAUUGCGAGGAGUUUGAUCCGUGCAAUGAUGAAGAUGGUUGUUACAGCAUGAAAUGGAAAGAAUUCACGAACCUCAAAGUAUUGGUAUUCAAUACAAUCCCAAAAAUGAAAUAUUUACCAGAGGGGCUUCAACACAUUACCACUUUACAGACUCUAAGCAUUAUACGUUGUGUGAAUCUUACAUCUAUACCUGAAUGGGUAACAUCACUGCAAGUAUUUUACAUCAAAGAUUGCCCGAAUGUGGAAAAUCAAUAAGGCUGCUGAGUUGUCCUUUUUUCAAUGAUGAUAGAAGGAUUAUAACUACUCAAGUCAAAGCCCCUACGCAAGCAUAAUCAGUAUUGAUAUUUUGCUGAUUCCAAGUCUCAUUUCAAGCGUGUUUCUCAGAAUCAGAACGUGUCUUUACAUUUUAGUGUCUUUAGUUUGUUAAAAUAGUUUGGGAUUUUAAAAUGAUUGUUUUAUUUUCGACAGAAAAAAAUGAUUGUUUGUGAUAUUGUAUUGUUCAACUCACUUUUUUUGUGUUUAAUUUACUUAAAGGAUUCAUAAUUGUUUCGGUGAAAGGGUGAAUCACAAUUUUUGUUUAUGAAAAGUUUAGGGAAAGAUUAUUGUUUAUUAAAAUGAUACCAAUGACCAUUUUGUGACUGAGAAGAUUUGAUCGCUCGAGGUUACAAGACGGAACUAUGUGUUGAGUUUUUGUGGAUUGAUUAUGAUUAAAAGUGAAUUUAAGAUAAA